This is a messenger RNA of Styela clava, 2200 nucleotides long. RefSeq lists its product as uncharacterized. Lineage: Eukaryota; Metazoa; Chordata; Ascidiacea; Stolidobranchia; Styelidae. Gene Ontology annotation, cellular component: plasma membrane. The record is from RefSeq and is a predicted model, not a curated record.
GUUAGAUUUUUAACUAUAAGAUAUCAUAGCGAAGAAAAGGCAGGAUUUAUCACCCCGAAAUAUCUACGGUGAAGAGUUGCCAAGAUUGGGAGGCUAUCUGUAGAUUAUCACCAUCAUCAUGCGGGCUGUAGCAGCAAGUCGAAAGCUGGGAAAGAGAAACGAUAACUCAAGUUCUGAUAAGUCUGGGAGUAACGGAGGCACAGCAUUGUCUGGUGCUCGGCAGAGGUCGAAUAAUAGAAAUUAUCAGAAAAAAUCAGUAUACAAUUCUACGGUUUUGUACGCACCAGUAUCAACAACUUCUCCCGAUGUUCCUACUUGUACGUUUGAUCCAAACGAAAUAGAGAAUCAAAACACUUCUAUGAUCACAGAUAAAAAUAUGGCACCUCCAGGAUCGAACACGAACAAGGUUUCUCCAACAACGGAUAAAAGCGUUACUACGCCAGCAAGUACGCGUUCGUACGACUUUGAAAAACACGUCGGGUCGCCAUCAUCGACUUCAGUAUGCAACGGUCCAAAGAAAAAUAUAAAAGACACCAUGACUCGGACAGUCUCGAAUCUGAGUCGGGCACCAAGUAGUGUUGCCACAACGAAUAUUGGGGCUGCUAGCAAAAUUGAGAGCAAGGCCGGGGUGAGAAAUGCGGCCCCAGAAAAAAGGUAUUACGCAAAAGCAAUUGGGUUAAUGUCUGUGGGAGGAUUCAUAUUUGCAGUGGGUAUUGCUUUAGCUGCUCUGCACUUUGCUGGAUACGAAAUUCUCAUGAUGGCUGGGCCUGUUUCUUUGUCUAUUGGGCUUUUACUACUUGUUUGUGGUAUUGUGUGGAUUCCAAUUAUACAAACAAAACUGAAGCGUCAACAGCAAAUCAUGAGUAGAACCUUCAGCCUGUGAUCUGAACCAUUCUCAAAUUAAAAAAUAAAUAAAGUUCUUACAAGAAAGACAGCGACGGGGCCGAGGUGAGGUUAGUUAGCUACAUGUUCUGACACGCGUGUACGAACUUGGAGAGAAAUAUAUAUUAUUUAUGGGAUAAAAGGAAACGCAGGAAAGCUGAACUUCUCGAUAGUAUAAUUAUCAGACCAUAACAAAUUGGUCUUCUUUCAUGUAUUUUUUUACAAUUCCUGACGAUAUGAAAAAAAUGACAGCGCUUGUCUUGUAAAACACGGAAUAUUGUCAUUUUGUUCAAAACUAUAGUUUUUUGUCUCUUAGAUGAAUACUCUGUUUGAUACCGAGUAUAAUUCCAAUAUGGCACUUGAAUGAGUUUUAUUUGAAAACAAUUCACUACUUAUAGACAGAUCCCGUUCGAUGUACUAAAAACGGUUUUUCUCUGUUCAAAAUAUAGUAUUUUCGUUUUUGCAAUAUAUUUGACCAAUAUUUAUUUAUUUUCUUGCGCACUGAAAAUUUAAUAUAUAUUACAGUACAGUACAGAGUUAUUUUAUACUCAUGUUUCAGUAUGAAAUCGAACUGUAGAGUAUGGAAUUUUUGUAUAAGGACUACAAGUAAAUCCUCAUUUGCUUGUUGUCAGCGCGACGAUAGAUUGUUCUGGUGUAUGAUAAACCUCAAAGUCAUGUAAAAUAUUAAACUUUAUCACUAUAUAUAACAAAAGUUUACCACUUCUUUCCCCGUCUAUGAGCGAAAUGCAUUAAGACAUUAUCAUUCGGAACAGCAAAUUUUAAAUUCCACGUAGAUUCUUCAAUAACAACAAUUCGAAGAUGUGAAUAAAUUUGUUUUUGCCUGUCUUUUGAGAAUAUAUAACAAUUUAAUUUAAUAAGUAUACAUAUAUAAUAUAUGUGCCUGCUUUUAAGUAGUAGACAUACCCCUUUAUUUAUGGAUAUAUUAUAUAUGAUACGACCAAAACCAAGCUACAAUUUCAUUGUUACAUUUUACAUAUUAUAAAUAUUUAAAUAUAAAACAACUGAAUGGAAAUGUUUAUGCUAUUAAGGAUGUGUAACAAAUCAUUAGAUUAUCUCACUGCAAAAUCGAGCUAAGUCUAAAAGACUAGGAUAUAUUAUAAUCGAAGAAUUAGAUUCUUGCGUGUUUGAAUAUUAAGAUUCGACUCGGAAAAAUGUUCGGAGGAGACACCCUCAACAGUGUCAUAUCAGUUGUGCUAUAACUCACAUACUACAGUAUUAUCCAGUGCAGACUAUAAUCAAGACAGACUGCACUGUAUGGUUUUUUAUAUAUAAAUAAAAGCAUAAAAUGUCAAGUCAG